Molecule: messenger RNA, 3314 nt
Organism: Chironomus riparius
Lineage: Eukaryota; Metazoa; Arthropoda; Insecta; Diptera; Chironomidae
Source: the annotation of a GenBank genome assembly
GUGUGAGCAAGUGCCAGUAAAAUUGUGAAUUUGGUUAUGGAUCAAAAGAAACUAGAAGUUGCUUUAAGUAAAAUUAUCCCGCCUAAUAAAGUUCGCGAAUCUUUAUUGGAUAAUGAGUUUUUGAGCGAUGUUACAUUUAUUUUAGGCAAAGAAGGUACGCCAUUAAAAGCUCAUAAAAUACUUUUAAUGACAUCAUCAUCAGUCAUUUACAAAUUGUUAACAAAAAGUACCGAACAACGCCUUAAUGUUCAAAUUCCACAGAUUUCGAAGCCAAUAAUGUUAGAAAUUUGUCGCUAUGCCUACACAGAUGAAGUGAAGCUUACAACUGAAAAUAUGCUGGAAGUUUUUUUUGCUGCCUCAAAAUUUGAGAUGAAAAUAUUAAUUAAAAAGACUGUGGACUUCAUUUGUAAGCAAAUCAGUUAUCAGACAGUCUUUAAAAUAUUGGAAUCAAAUCAAGCACAUAACAACUUACGCAUAAAUAUGAAAUGUUUCGAAUACAUUGAAAAACAUUAUCAUCUGUGCUUAGAAAAUCCAGAUUUCCUUAGCAUUUCAGAAGAACUCUUUCGUACAAUCUUGACAACAUGUAAAAUUUCACCAAGAUCAGCAAUACCAGCUAUUAAAAAAUGGACUAAUGAGAAUGAUGAAGAUGUUUUAGAUGAAUUGAUGGGAAUUGUAAAUUUAAGUGAUGAAUCCGAUCAAGAAGAAGCUUCAAAUUUUGAACCUAUUAAGCCAAUUUCUUCUUCAACUACUUUACAACGACCUAUUUCAAGUGGCAUGCUCACAACUCCAAUUCCAAGAUCAUCAUUAACAAAUUUAAUUAAUGAAAAAGAAAAUUUAAAAGUUUUUAAACUUUUAGGCAACACAGCUGAAAGUGCCUAUAAAUAUGCAAACUUGGAUAUCUUUGUCGGUUCUCAAAACAUUUUUCUUCAUUCUCUAAAAUUCAUUUAUGAUUUGAAAACAACUGAUAAGGAAUUUGAAAUAUCUGUAAUUGAAGUUGAUGAUAAUCGACGAACAACUCUAUACAAUGACAAAGUAAUAUUCAGUUCAAGAAGUAAAGGUCCAUUUACAUCAUUUGACUUCAUGCAAAAAAUUGAGCUACAAGCUGACAAGAAGAUUUGGUUUAAAAUUGAAUAUCCAAGACAUGAGAGUCGCAAAACUUAUGAUCAUUUUGAUGUCUCACCAGUGUCUUCUCAAUGCAAAGAUAUAACUUUGAGAAAAGACUAUGCCUUUCACUCGUACACACAAAUUAUUAACGCAAUUUUUUACACUUCCUCAUAAACUUUUUCAUCAGUAUUUGCUGAAAUAAUCAAAAUAUAUUAGGAUUGUCAUUUUUGCUUCCAAUUUUACUAAAGCUGCCUGGUCUUCGUGAUCUGUGCAAAAUUUUAGUGCUUUGUGUUGGGAAUUGUCUAGCAGUAAGGUGGUGGAUUAACUCGUGGCUAGUUUUAUAUUUGUUGCGAUACAGGCUUCUGUGCACAGGCGAGAAUCGUACAAUUUCUUGAUAUUUUAUAAGGUCGAGUUUUCUCCCAACCUCCGAAUGAGGAGGUUGUGGAAUUGUGCAAUACUUCAAAAUUAAUUAAUUACGCGUAGGAAUAAGUCACAAACCUACGGGAACUGUCUUCAAAGUAACAAAGAACAAAGAUACCAAGGAGAAAACUUAGCAAAGUCGCGAUUUAAUUAAAUUUUGGAUAUAAAUUGAAAUUGGAAAAAAAUGUGCAAAUUUUGCACAUAAUCUAGAUAAAACGGAAUUUAUCAUCAUCGGAAUACCAAAGAACAUUUAAUUACAUUGACAAAUCACGAUCGGCGGCAGUUGUGAGGAGAAUCAACUAUUUCACGUGGGUUUUUUGUGUUUUACCAACAAUCGUGCACAAGAAGGUUCUAUCAUAACCAUAACCUAGACAUAUUGAAUAUUAUUGGAAUACAACGGAUUAGCUUCAAUUGUGAGGAGAAUUUGUCUCGCGAUGGGUUUUGUGUGUUUCCCCUUAUAUCGCGGGCAAGUUCUAUCAAUCAAUUGGUGCUGACUGGAUUUCAACAAAUUAACAUUGACAAACAGGAAUCGAUCAUCUCGGAAUACAGAUCACAAUCGAGACAUCACAAAAAUUUGAAUCAAUUUGGAAAAUAGUUGAAUUACAAGAAGGAGUGUCAAGGGAUCUGGAUCAUCGACAACUGAAGAUGGAAUUUUUUGCCUAGCGAUGGUUUUUUGUUGUUUUGACCAGACUACCGCCAUUUCGUUUCGGACUUCUUCGAAAUUAAUUUCGAUUUCUUCGAUAUUAGAGCCGAAAAUUCAAAUUUCAAAAAACAGUUACAUUAUGUAAACAAUAAAUUAUUUUAAUCAAUACCAAUUCUGCACAAAUCCCAAAGCUCUUCAUAAAUUAAUAAUUUUAUAUUUUUUUUAUCCAUUCUUAACUUUAUUAUCAAUAAAAUUUGAGCAAAAUGAGUAAAUGCAUGGUAAAAUCUGGUUUAACCGUCAGAAAUUUUUGAAUAUUAUAACGGUCAUAAAAAAUUUGAAUUUUUUUGAAUAUAAAUUUAACGGAUGUUAUAUGAAAUGACGGUAGUCUGGUUUUGACUUAUCGCGAGCAUUUUUCUGUCAACCAUUUGGAGUUGACUGGAUUUUAUUGAUUGUUCUUUGUGUAUAUUUGUAAAUUAAACUACCUGGAAUUGUGAACGGUCUUUAAAUAGCAAUAAGCUGAUGGACCAUAAUAAAGUUAAUUAAGAAGAAGAAGUAGUAUCUAAGGUUUUACUUACAAAACCAUACAAACUCGAAUAAAACCUCACAAAUUAUCAAGGAUUUGUACGGUUCUCACCUGUGCAAAGGUGCCUGUAUCGCAACCCUGGUUUUAAGUUUGUUUAAUUUUUUAAUGUUGAUCUUGGUAGCUAAAUCACUUAUUGCUCAACUGUACCCUACCUUUACCCCAUUGGGAUGUAAUAUAUUCACAAAAUUAAUUUCUGCACUCAAAUCUUUUCACCUUUAACUCUUUAGAUUUAAAAUAUGCAUCUUUUUGCACUUUGAAUGUAAUUACGAGUAAAUAAUCAAAAGAGUUCCGCAUAAAAAAAAUUAAGCAGCAGUAUGCACGAAUUUCUGAAAUAAUAUUUCCUCUUUAUUUUUCAUACUUUUUUAAUUACUUUCCUCUCUGCUUCUUUCUCGUCGAGCUUCAGUUAUGAGUUCUUGCAUUUUCAUUUUUCAUCCAUAAAUUUUCAUGUUCCUUAUUCAUAUUUUUCAGAAUGUAUGUACAUUGAAUUUCUCGUACAAAUAAAACCUCAACAUUUGCUCUUUCGCCUUUUCUUCAUUCAUUUUUAUUAUUUUUUCGUCAACAACG